AAAAGUUCCAAGAACGGCGAUAUCGUCACGUCUUCAGUUUCCUUCUUUAUAAUGUGGAUUAACAAUUUUGAAUGCGCCCGCGCUUCUGGUACGCUACGCUGGCCAGACUCACAGAGUACAUUUUUUGUCCAGACUCAGUAAAGUGGUAUAAAUAAGUGUUGUGUGUUUGGUAACACUAUUUGAUCGAGUUUCUAUCUUUGAGGUUAGGUUAUUGUUUACAUGUUAGUUUUAUGAGUUAGGUAGUUAGAAUAACAUUUUUAUCCGACUAUUAUGAAGCUACACAUAGACUGAUAUUGCCAUUAUUGCCUGUAAGAGAGAUCAAAGUAAAAUGGGUCCACCUAAAAAGCUUAAGAAAUAUGAUUCAAAAGCUGGAAGUGACAGAUCAAGUAAAAAGAAAAAAGUUGAAGAAGAUAGCUUGACAAUUGACUUAGUGGAAGAUGACAACACUGAAAAUGUUGGUGUGCCUGGGGCAGCCAUGCAGGAUGCUGAAAAAAAUGACCAGGUCCCUGAAGAUGAAUUUGGAGCCAAAGAUUACAGGAGUCAGAUGACAUUAAAACCAGAUAAUGCUAGCCGGCCUCUUUGGGUUGCCCCAAAUGGACAUAUAUUCUUAGAGGCCUUUUCACCAGUCUACAAACAUGCUCAUGACUUUUUGAUUGCAAUUUCUGAACCAGUUUGCAGACCACAGCAUAUUCAUGAAUACAAAUUGACUGCAUACAGUUUAUAUGCAGCUGUAUCUGUGGGACUCCAAACUGCUGACAUUAUUGAAUACCUCCAAAGGUUAAGUAAAUGUGCAGUGCCUGCUGGCAUCAUAGAGUUCAUUACAUUAUGUACAUUAUCAUAUGGAAAAGUAAAACUUGUGCUCAAACAUAACAGAUAUCUAGUGGAGAGCAAACAUGUAGAGGUGCUACAGAAGCUGCUGAAGGACCCGGUGGUGCAGCAGUGCCGGCUGCGGCGCGACGGUGACGACGAACUGCUGGCCUCCGCGCUGCCCAGCAAGCCCGUCGCCUCUGCGCCCAGCACUGGAGAAGAGAAGCCAGCGGCAGCUAACGGCGCGGUGCCGGACGAUAUCAGCCAGUUCUACCAGCAGUUGGACAAGGACGACGACGACGACGACGCCACAGACAUCUCCGCCAACACCGCCGUCGCGUUCGAAGUCGAUCCCGACAAGAUUGAGGUGAUACAAAAGAGAUGCAUCGAAUUGGAGCACCCGCUGCUGGCGGAGUACGACUUCCGGAACGACGCGAUCAACCCCGACAUCAACAUCGACCUGAAGCCGACCGCCGUGCUGCGCCCCUACCAGGAGAAGAGCUUGCGGAAGAUGUUCGGCAACGGACGCGCUAGGUCGGGCGUGAUAGUGCUGCCGUGCGGCGCGGGCAAGUCGCUGGUGGGCGUGACGGCCGUGUGCACGGUGCGCAAGCGCGCGCUCGUGCUCUGCAACUCCGGCGUCUCCGUGGAGCAGUGGAAGCAGCAGUUCAAGUGCUGGUCCACCGCCGACGACAGCUGCAUCUGCCGAUUCACAUCAGAAGCCAAAGAUAAACCGAUGGGCGCGGGUAUCCUCAUUACCACGUACUCUAUGAUAACUCACGGUCAACGGCGAUCAUGGGAAGCGGAGCAGACCAUGAAGUGGCUUCAAGCGCAGGAGUGGGGGUUGGUAGUGUUGGACGAGGUGCACACCAUCCCCGCCAAGAUGUUCCGUAGGGUGCUUACUAUCGUGCAUUCACACGCAAAAUUAGGUUUAACGGCGACCCUUUUGCGUGAAGACGACAAAAUAGCAGAUUUAAAUUUUCUCAUCGGACCCAAACUGUAUGAAGCUAACUGGUUAGAACUGGAACGAGCCGGCUACAUCGCGCGCGUGCAGUGCGCGGAGGUGUGGAGCCCGAUGACGCCAGAGUUCUACCGCGAGUACCUCAUUCAGAAGAUAAACAAAAAAAUGUUGUUAUACGUGAUGAAUCCAUCAAAGUUCCGCGCGUGUCAGUUCCUAGUGCGCUACCACGAGAAGCGCGGGGACAAGACCAUAGUUUUCUCAGACAAUGUGUUCGCGCUGCGCCACUACGCCGUCAAAAUGAACAAGCCUUACAUCUACGGGCCCACGUCACAGAACGAGAGGAUACAGAUCCUGCAGAACUUCAAAUUCAACCCCAAAGUGAACACGAUAUUCGUCAGUAAAGUCGCGGACACCAGUUUUGAUUUGCCGGAAGCGAAUGUGCUGAUACAGAUAUCUUCGCACGGAGGCUCGCGUCGACAAGAAGCGCAACGAUUAGGUCGUAUAUUGCGGGCCAAGAAGGGCGCCCUAGCAGAGGAAUACAAUGCGUUCUUCUACACGCUGGUGUCGCAAGACACGCUGGAGAUGGCCUACAGCCGGAAGCGACAGCGCUUCUUGGUCAACCAGGGCUACAGUUAUAAAGUUAUUACAGAAUUGAAAGGCAUGGAUCAGGAACCAGAUUUGUUUUAUGGCACUCGUGAGGAGCAGGGAAUCCUGUUGCAACAGGUGCUAGCGGCGUCGGAGACGGAGUGCGAGGACGAGCGCGAGGCGGGCGCGGGCGGGUCGGGGAGCGCGGGGGGGGCGCGGCGCGGCGCAGGCGCGCUGUCGUCGCUGGCGGGCGCCGACGACGCGCUCUAUCUGGAGCAGCGCCGCGCCGCGCACCACAACAAGCAUCCGCUCUUCAAAAAGUUCCGAUACUAACUGGGUCAGGAGAUGAAGUGGAAAAUUGGAGUCCGAGACUUCAUCGCGAUAUACAUUUUAAAACUAAGGAUGAGAAUGGCAUACCAGAGUGGGCAAUACUUGAGCUUCAAGGGCUCGUGCAGUCGAAGAAAGACAACUCCUCGGGAGCCACCGUCGCCGGCGACCUUCAUUACUCCAGCCGCAGCGGGCACCCCGUGC
This is a messenger RNA of Plodia interpunctella (Indianmeal moth), 2881 nucleotides long. RefSeq names its product haywire (gene hay). Gene Ontology annotation, biological process: nucleotide-excision repair; transcription initiation at RNA polymerase II promoter. The record is from RefSeq and is a predicted model, not a curated record. Gene Ontology annotation, cellular component: nucleotide-excision repair factor 3 complex; transcription factor TFIIH holo complex; transcription preinitiation complex. Gene Ontology annotation, molecular function: hydrolase activity; ATP binding; 3'-5' DNA helicase activity. Bases 329 to 2683 code for a protein of 784 amino acids. Lineage: Eukaryota; Metazoa; Arthropoda; Insecta; Lepidoptera; Pyralidae. The transcript is spliced from 17 exons.